UACGACGAGCAUCCGUGGUAAAUGGUGGCCGGUGUAGGAUUCGAGCCUCGGUCACUCCAUUGAACUCUUAAAUUUUAGUAAGGGAGCCCCUCAGACCCUACUGUCCAAUGAGAGCUACUGUAGUGACCACCCAGAUGGCGCUCUACCACUUGCGCCAUCCCGGCCACCUGACGGUUAUAUUUGUCUUGUCAAGUAUUAUUAUUGUUAUUAGUUCUAUACUCCCCGUCACCCCAAUGGUAUGGGGUGCUGCAGCUAAAUACAUGAGGAAAACCUUGGCGUCGCUAAGCAAGCGCCGGGAUGAAAAACCCCCUGUUCCAGCACUGAAGCUUACCAUUGCCUGGAUGUCCUCCGGUACCAUUUUAUUGAAGCCUGCCUGAGCAGGGCUUGCUGUGUGUUUGAUUGUGUCCCUAUGUCUGUAACGCGUUCUCUAUCUCCUCGAUUUCCAAUUCUUUAGC
Aspergillus glaucus CBS 516.65 is the source of this 455-nucleotide messenger RNA. RefSeq lists its product as uncharacterized. Bases 108 to 377 code for a protein of 89 amino acids. The record is from RefSeq and is a predicted model, not a curated record. Lineage: Eukaryota; Fungi; Ascomycota; Eurotiomycetes; Eurotiales; Aspergillaceae. The transcript has a single exon.